Messenger RNA from Aedes albopictus (Asian tiger mosquito), 4698 nucleotides. It is a transcript of the gene sl, whose product is annotated as 1-phosphatidylinositol 4,5-bisphosphate phosphodiesterase gamma-1. The transcript is spliced from 14 exons. Gene Ontology annotation, molecular function: protein binding; phosphatidylinositol-4,5-bisphosphate phospholipase C activity. The coding region runs from base 661 to 4287 and encodes 1208 amino acids. Gene Ontology annotation, biological process: positive regulation of epithelial cell migration; phospholipid catabolic process; phosphatidylinositol-mediated signaling. NCBI's taxonomy places the organism in Eukaryota, Metazoa, Arthropoda, Insecta, Diptera, Culicidae. The record is from RefSeq and is a predicted model, not a curated record.
UGUUUCAGUAGAUUUUCACUCGUGCCCCGUGGUCCGUGCUUCGUUUAGCAUGGAUUUCUGUUUUUUGCUCGUUUUCAAUCGGUUUUAGUUACAAAACGUGUUGCAAUUCGUAAUACUCGCGUAGGAAAAACAAUUAAGCAUGUUGAAGUAAUGGAAAAUUGCUAAAAGUUCGUUGUUUUCCGCAGUGAAAAGUGUCGACUUUCUUUGUUUCCGGAGUUGCAGCAGAGGAUUUUUAUCAAGUUUUCGGUUUUAUUUUCACUUUCCCCCUUCCUUCGUGGAUGAACACACCCACCCGAAGUGCGGAGUUGUUUUUGUUCAUUUGAAGUACACAACGUGCGUCGGCGGUGGAUCGCAGCACAGCAACAGUCCGAUUUGUGUCCGGUCUUCCACCCUCAGCACAGUCAGCGCGAGCGCAACAGUUUGGUGAUUGAGCUGGAGCAGCAAUCACAACAGCUUGUUUGCUGCUGUUUUCUACAAUUCCCGGUCGGCUAGUGUUAUUAAUCAUUCAUUCGCGGCUGAGCCGUUCAAGUGCAUAAACCUACGCAAGCCAAUCGGCCAGUGCAGUGUGUGCGAUUGUGUAUUUCUCUGUUCGCGCGGUUGGAUAAAUACCUGCCUGUGCUGUAUAUCAUUCCGCUAAAGCAAGAAGUUCAAUCAGUCCGGAUGAGUUUCAGCAGCGUAAGUUUGCCGGGGUUGGGCGAGAUGGAGCAGAUUAUCUGCAGUCUGGAACGGGGGACAUUGAUCCAGAAGUUCUACCCGCGGCGGAAACCGGAAAAGAAAACGCUGAUGCUUCGCAGGGAAACGCGACAGGUAACGUGGUCUUCUCCGUCGCAAAAUAGUCGGGCGAAUUUCGAGGACGCCCUGGAGCUGCGAGAGGUGAAAGAAGUUCGGCUAGGCAAAAGUUCGAAAGAUUUUGAGAAAUGGCCCGAAGAGACCAAGAAGAUCGAACUGCGCAAAUGUUUCGUGGUGUUCUACGGAAGCGAGUUCAAACUGCGUUCACUUUCGGUUGUUGCUCUUUCGGAAAAAGAAUGCGACAUGUGGAUAAAGGGCCUAAAAUACAUGGUCGCCGACACAAUCAAUGCCCCCUACUGGCUCCAGGUCGAACGGUGGCUCCGAAAGGAGUUCUAUGCCAUGGAAAAUCACCGUGAAACUGUAACACUGAAGGAGGUCAAAUCAUUCCUUCCCAAAGUGAACUGCAAGAUAACCACCGCCAAACUGAACGAAGUAUUCCACGAAGUGGACUGUCGACGACGGAACGAGCUCGGAUUCGACGACUUUACCCGGCUCUACCAGAAGCUCAUGACAUCGCCCAACAUCGUUCAGGACUAUUUCGACGGUUGCAUGCCGUAUUCUAAAAACGGACAAACAGUGACGCUGAAAGAGUUUCAAAAGUUUCUCCUGGAAGUACAAAACGAUCCGCUUGGGAACGAUGAAAAAGCAACAUCCAAUUUCAUCCGGGAAUACGUCCAGGACCCCAUCCGGGAUGUGCAGGAACCCUAUCUGAAGAUUCAGGAGUUCAUAGACUUUCUGUUUUCGAGGCAAAAUGAGGUCUGGGACAGUGAUUGCGAUUCGGUUUACCAGGACAUGAAUCGCCCCCUUGCUCAUUACUGGAUUUCAUCCUCGCACAAUACAUAUCUCACGGGCGAUCAGUUCUCCAGCGAGUCUUCCGUCGAAGCGUACGCCCGAGCUCUGCGCAUGGGAUGUCGCUGCAUAGAGCUGGACUGCUGGGACGGACCCGACAACAUGCCACUGAUCUUCCAUGGACACACAUUUACAACGAAAAUUAAGUUUAAGGACGUAAUCAAAACAAUCAAAGAGCAUGCUUUCGUUACCUCGGAAUACCCGGUAAUACUGUCCAUUGAGCAGAACUGCUCCCUUGGGCAGCAAAGAAAAAUGGCCUACGCAAUGCAGGAAGUGUUUGGCGAUAUGCUGUUGACGCAGCAGGUGGAAAAAAAUGAGCUACAGCUACCUACGCCGCAGCAGUUGCGGAGAAAGAUUAUCCUGAAGCAUAAAAAACUCCCGGAAAACGGGGGCAAGCUAGAGGACGGCGUUGUGCCGAACGAUGGCGCACUGGUGCGGACCGAUGAGACUGAGUUGGACAUCAGGAACACCAUGAAAAAUGGCAUAUUGUUUCUCGAGGAUCCCGUGGAUAAGGUUUGGAACCCGCACUUCUUUGUUCUGACACAGAACAAACUGUUUUACACGGAUAGUCAAAAAACGGAACGGGAAGAUGUGCGUGAUGACGAAUUUGAGAGCAACUUCUCGCGACCAAAGGAGAGCGUAACGAAUGAUGAGUUGCACUUUGGAGAGAAUUGGUUCCACGGAAAACUGUCCGGUGGACGAGAGGAAGCCGAAAGUCUUUUGCGCCAGUACGCUCAUCUUGGUGAUGGAACAUUUCUCGUACGCGAGAGCGUCACAUUUGUCGGAGACUAUUGCUUAUCGUUUUGGCGUCAAGGAAAGCCUAAUCAUUGCAGGAUUAAGCUCAAGCAGGACAAAGGAGUGACAAAGUACUAUUUGAUGGAAAAUAAUUUGUUCGAUAGUUUGUACAGCCUAAUUAUCUACUAUCGUCAGAAUCCCCUAAGAAGCUCAGAAUUUUACAUUACACUGAAAGAACCAGUUCCCCAGCCAAAUAAGCACGAAAGUAAGGAAUGGUACCACCACAAUACAACACGUGAGCAGUCUGAAAUCAUUUUGCACCAGAUUCAGACGGACGGUGCGUUCCUAGUCAGGCCCAGUGAUAAAGGACCCAAUGCAUUCGUUAUUUCAUUCAGAGCCCAUAAGAAAAUAAAACAUUGUCGAAUCAAAGUAGAAGGACGAUUGUACGGAGUGGGUGGCAUGGAUUUCGAAAGUCUGAUAGACCUGGUCAAUUUCUACAUGAAACAUCCGCUCUAUAGGAAGGUGAAGUUAACGCAUCCCAUUCCCAAAGAUAUGCUGAAACGCAUCAACACCAUGAAUGGUCCCGAGGACAACGGAGCGUACAGCUAUAUGGAUCCUUCAUGCAUUAACGAAAAGGUCACAGUUAAAGCACUUUACGACUACAAAGCUCACCGGGAUGAUGAACUGUCGUUUUGCAAACACGCAAUCAUCACCAACGUAAAGAAAAGCAAUGAACUGUGGUGGACGGGAGAUUACGGUGGCAAAAAGCAGCAUUAUUUUCCGGCCAACUACGUACAAGAGAUCAGCACUUCAGACGGCAAUAGCGAUGACAGUGGAAGCGAUUCGCUAAUGCUGGGAAGUCUGCAGAAAGGAUCUCUGGAUGUUCAUGGAGCGGUCGUAGAUUUGACGUACGGGCCGCUGCCGGAAUUGGAACGGGUUCUGCGCAUACAGAACCCAUCGAUGCAGAACGUGUUUGAAGUUGGUGUGCAAACCCAGGCGCAAGCCAUUGAAUGGAUGUGUGCAAUCAAGGAAGCUGCUCAGAAUGCAAGCGCCCUGGAAGACGAGCGUAGAAAAAUGGAAAGAAAUUCUCGUGUAGCCAAGGAGAUGUCCGAUAUGAUAAUCUACUGUCGAAGUGUCCCGUUCAAAAACAGUAACUGGGUGUUCUACGAAAUGUCCAGUUUCCCCGAGACCAAAGCAGAAAAGUAUUUCCUGCAGCAAGAGACAAGGUUGUUCGUUCGGUAUCACCGCAACCAAAUCAGUCGAGUUUAUCCAAAAGGUCAGCGGCUGGAUUCGUCUAAUUACAACCCGGUUCCACUGUGGAACACAGGAUCUCAGAUGAUUGCACUGAACUAUCAGACACCCGAUAAACCGAUGCAGUUGAACCAGGCUAAGUUCCGGGACAAUGGUGCAUGUGGAUACAUUUUGAAGCCGGACUUCAUGUUCCGAGAUGAAUUUGAUCCUAAUGAUCCAAACACGCUGAUCGGCGUGGAAGAGAAAGUGAUCAAUAUUCGAAUCAUCGGCGCAAGGCACCUCUGCAAAGGAGGCCGAAACAUUACCAGUCCCUUGGUAGAAAUUGACUUGGUCGGGGCGUCCUUCGACAGUGCUGUGAAGCAUCGAACCCGAGCAGUAGCUGACAAUGGUUUCAAUCCGAUAUGGAAUGAAAUAUGCGAAUUCCGUGUCAUCAAUCCUUAUUUUGCGCUGCUACGGUUCGAAGUGCAAGACGAAGACAUGUUCGGUGAGCCCAACUUCAUUGGACAAGCCAUCUUUCCGGUUAAUGCAUUACGCACAGGCUACCGAAGUGUUCCUUUGAGGAACAAAUACAGCGAAGAAUUGGAAUUGGCAACCCUGCUGGUUCACAUCAGUAUCCGUACGCAAGAACAGAAUGGCAACGAAAGGUUGAGUUUGUUAAGCUAAGGAUCGUAGUCAAUUUUACGAUAAAUUACACUGUCGAUUAUUAAGCAUACUGCAGGUGACAAAGUAGUUCACUGGUAAUUAUGAAGACUACAUACGGCAAGUAUUAUUUAUUGAUGAUGCAUUUUAAACGCAACAAAACCUAAACUAAUCCAUGUUUAAAAGUGCCUAAUUAGUGUAACUGAAACGUUUUUGAGCCUAACAUUGAUACAAAUUAUACGUUUUUGAUAUAGAUGUAUGUAUGAAAUUUUGUACUAUGAGGUUUUACGCUACACCUUGAAGUGUGUUAAUGUUUAUUGUUUUAUGAAUGUUGAUACGGAAUAUUGGAUUUCUAUAUAUAUGUGUAAUGUCUGAACGAUGUAUUUAUUAAAGUUUAGUGUUUUUGAAUAAUAGAUUUAUUCGAAUGUAAGACAA